Molecule: messenger RNA, 1386 nt
Organism: Coffea eugenioides
Lineage: Eukaryota; Viridiplantae; Streptophyta; Magnoliopsida; Gentianales; Rubiaceae
Product: disease resistance protein RPM1-like
Exons: 1
Coding region: 1-1386 (461 amino acids)
Biological process (GO): defense response to other organism
Molecular function (GO): ADP binding
Source: RefSeq, a predicted model, not a curated record
AUGGCAGAGACUGCAGUAGCUUAUGUACUCAAAGAGCUGUCCUCAUUUCUCCUGCAUCAGGGCACUAAUUUGGGACGAGAACUUCACAGAGAAGUCGAGUUUGUUAGAGAUGAAUUGGGAAGCUUGAGGGCUUUCCUCAGAGAUGCCGAAGCUAAAGAAUAUGAUGUUUUUGAGCUUCAAGAAUGGAUCAGGCAAGUGCGCGAAGUUGCUUAUGACACAGAAGAUGUUCUUGAUCAAUUCAUACUGCGUUUUGCUCAUCAUCAAGCUAAUGGCUUCCAUGGCCGUGUUCAAAAAAUCUAUUACUCAAUCAAGAAUCUAAGGGCUCGCUGUAGGAUUUCUUCCGAGAUGAAAAAUCUCAAGUCCAGAGUAAUUGAUAUUUCUGAAAGACACAAGAGAUAUCAGCCCAUUUAUGGUAAUCAGGGAACCUGCUCUAGUUCCGCUGCAGGCUCUAGUUCUACUCCUGCUGCAAAUCUAGACAAUGACAUUCGUGAGAUUUCAAUCCUACUUGAAGAAGAUAAACUUGUCGGCAUCAAAACACCCAAAGAAGAGCUCAUUUCACGUGUCCUAAAUAAUGAUUCCUACCUUAAAGUAAUUGCUGUUGUGGGGAUGGGAGGGCUCGGGAAGACCACCCUGGUGAGAAAAGUCUUCGAAGAUACAGCUGUAAAAACGCAAUUCAAGAUCCGUGUUUGGUUAACUAUUUCUCGAACUUUUGAUAUCAUGGUGAUUCUCAAGACCAUGAUUCAUAAAAUUUUUUAUGAGAUCAAUGAACCAGUCCCUCAUCAACUGAUGAAUUCUACAGAUAUCAUAAGGUUGGGUGCAUUUGUCAAAGACUUUCUCCAAGAUCGAAGUUACAUUCUUGUCCUUGAUGAUGUGUGGAGUGAACGUUUGUGGGAUGCUCUUAAAAAUGUAUUGCCGGAUGGCAAUUUUCAUGGUCAAGUUAUAUUGACCACACGGAUAAUUCAUGUUGCCAAAGCAGCUCGUUUUGGAUCACAUAACUAUAUCCACUGGAUGAAGCCUCUUUCUGUAAAGGAUUCCUGGACACUUUUCUGCCACACAACAUUUCAAAGCGAUCACUGUCCUCCACAUCUACAGCAAGUUUCAGCAAGAAUAUUGAGGAAAUGUGAGGGCCUGCCCCUUGCAAUUGCCACUAUUGGUGGGGUAUUAGCUCUCAAAGAUAAGGACAGAAUAAAUGAUUGGGAAACGAUUCUUCGUAACCUUGGUGAUGAACUUGAUGCUAGUGCUAAACUUGAUCCAAUCAAAAGGAUACUCCUCCUUAGUUACAAUGACUUGCCCCAGAAUCUCAAAAACUGUUUCUUGUAUCUAAGCAUUUAUCCUGAAGACGCCUUAAUAGGUGUGGAUGAUAUGCUUGACAAAUGGAUUACAUAA